UUUUCGUCCCUCGCUGAUCGACCGUGCGCUAAAACCCUAACUCCGCCUCUUCUCUCUCGCAUCCAUGGCGCCGAAACGACCUCUCCCGUCGGAGGAUCCGCCGCCCGCUUCCUCCGACGAGGAGUCUUCCUCGUCCACUGAAGACGAAGAGGAAGAAGAGAAGCAAGAAUCUGGAGAGUCGGAGGCCGGGUCUGGGUCUGACACCGACGACGAGGACGACAAGGAGGAGCAGAAAAGACCGUCACAGCCCAAGCUGUCGUCUCCUCCUCCUCCUCCUCCGCAGCAGCAAAAAUCUCAGGGACGGUCCGGGUCCAAGACGGAAUCCGAGUCGGAGUCGGAAACCGAAUCGGAGUCGGAGUCCGGGACGCGGCAAUACACCGUCAAGCCCAUAGCUUCGAAGCCCAUGGAGGAAAUCGAGACUCCGCCUGCGAAGAAGCAGAGGCCGGAGCCGCCCUCCUCCUCGAAGCAGCCCUCGGCUAAGCGUAAGAUCCAAGUGGAGGAGGAGCAGUCACCGGCUAAGCGUAAGGUCGAAGUGGAGGACUCGAAGGAAUCUAAGGACUCGAAGAAGGGGAAGAAGAAGGACGUUGCCGAGAAUGGGUCCCUGCAGAAACCUGGGGAGGAGUCGAAGAAGCCGAUGUUCCACAGGAUAUGGGGCGACGAUGACGAGGUAGCGCUGUUGCAGGGCAUGAUUGAUUUUCGCGAGAAGAAAGGUGUGGACCCUACUGCGAACACUAACGCCUUUCAUCAUUACGUCAAGAAAUCGCUCGGACAAGAGUUUACUGCUAGUCAAUUGGCGAACAAGAUUCGAGUUUUGAAGAAAAAGUACAGUAAUAAUGAAGGAAAGGGGAAGGAUGGUGGGGAUAGGGCAUUCUCGAAGCCCCAUGAAGAGAAGGUUUUCCAAUUGUCCAAGAAAAUUUGGGGUUUUAAUAAGAGCAACGAUGCCGGCGGAAGGGGCGAACAGACGCCUAUGCCCAAGGCCAAUGGUACCGCUAAGAAGAGUAAGACUGCUGGUACUUCGUCCAAGUCGAAGUUGGAAGCCUCAAAGUUGGAGGCAUGGCAGGAGAGGCCCAAGGAGAAUGGUGGACUAAUAUCAUUUGAGAACAGUGAUACAAUAGGCAUGUUGUCCUGUGAUAAGAUGUUGCAACUAUCUGGGAUCGGCUUGGAUGGGGACUUCUUGAGUAAAGGGUGGGAGAUGGUGGACGAGUUGAAAAAGGAGGAGUUUAAGGAAAAAAGGAGGAAACUGCAAUUGGCUGAGAUGCGAGUAUUGGCGGAGAGAGCCGAAUUGAUUCAAUGUCAGACUAAUCUAAUUUUAGAGGCUCACCAUCAGGCUACUGGGAAGUAGCAUGGGACUGUGGGCUCUUUUCGAUGGAUAAUAGUGUGCUAGGAUAUAUUUUGUUUAGUUUGGUUUUGGGUUCAUCGGAGUACCUUUUUUCUUCAAUUGUUUUGUAUGUUUGAUGCAUGUAAACCUUGGAUUUCCGCAUCUCUACCGAAGUUUGAUGCUAUUCUCUAAA
This is a messenger RNA of Rhodamnia argentea, 1511 nucleotides long. RefSeq names its product probable transcription factor At1g11510. The transcript has a single exon. NCBI's taxonomy places the organism in Eukaryota, Viridiplantae, Streptophyta, Magnoliopsida, Myrtales, Myrtaceae. Gene Ontology annotation, biological process: regulation of DNA-templated transcription. The record is from RefSeq and is a predicted model, not a curated record. Gene Ontology annotation, cellular component: nucleus. The coding region runs from base 65 to 1342 and encodes 425 amino acids.